Messenger RNA from Thlaspi arvense, 381 nucleotides. Lineage: Eukaryota; Viridiplantae; Streptophyta; Magnoliopsida; Brassicales; Brassicaceae. The record is from the annotation of a GenBank genome assembly.
AUGUACCCUCCUUCUUCCUUCUCCAAGUCCACAGCUCCAGACGGAGGCGACGCCGUCAACAACCAAUAUGAUUCGGCCGCCGGUGCCACCCGUGAUUUCUCCUCCCUCGGCUCUCAAACCCACCAUAAUCCUCCGCCACCGCAUCCACCGCCUCCGUCACGGCAACAACACAAUCCUAACGUCGGCGGUCAUUGCUUUCCCGGCGAUCCAUCUUCCUUCGAUUCGGAUUCCAACGCUUCUUCUUCUUUGUUCCGACACAGAAGCUCUCCUGCCGGUUUCUAUGACCAAUAUCUUCCCACUGAUCCCAACGGUAACUUUUUGCGUUACUUACAUUUUCUACCCUAUCCUCCUCGACUAAAUUCUUACCCCUCAUAUCGUUAA